AUGGUUUCGCACAGCUUUGUGGCAACAAACAGUUGCAGAUGGGUUCAAGCCCAACCCCCUCGCCAUCCAAAGGUGACCCUCAGCAAGGAGGCUCGUGCAGCCAUAACUGCCCAACGUCGCAAUAAAUCCCAUCAGUUUAGGGUAGCUCUUCACAAUGCUUGGGAUGAGCUCGACGAGACUAUGAAGACCAUUGUGUCCUCACACCAUAAGAGUUUCCGUCGUGUCCAGAAUGACUUAUGCAUGGGCCGUGGGAUGUUAUGCUACCAACACUCUAAGUUGAGCGCAUGGAACACAUUCUGCUGGAAGAAGCACCAUGAAGACAAGGGAAAUGGGACCGCAGGCAAGGCUGUAUUGCAAGAUCUUGUUGGGGAUGAGAACCACGCUGAAUAUCGCAACCUCACAGAUGACGAGAAGGCACAGCUUUUGCAGGAGUACUGCGAACACAAGGAGACGAAGACUACCGGCAUCCGUAUCUCAACAAAAUCAAAAGUCAAUGAUGUAACACAGACACUCAAGGCUGUCGAGAAUGAGCUCAAGAACUUAUGGACACGUACAGGCGCUGAGAGUAUCCUCUACACCACGCAUGGCUCUACAGAUCUCCCCCUCCGUGGUAUUGCUUUUGCAACUGAAGGCGUCAAUGAGUUCAUGGGCUCUGUGAUGAAUAUCGACAACCAGGACCUUGUGAGUAAAAUGGAGGGGUUUGCUGUCCAGGGGAUGAAAGGCGCUGUGAGGAACCACCAAAAAUGCACGUCAGAUAUUCGGAGCGCAAUCCACCAGGAAAUCAAUAAGACACUUUGUUGGCCUGAAAAUGUUCCUUUUGUCAACCUUAGCACGGUAUCCAGUGCCCUACCUGAUUUGGAGAUGCUUUUGGACAAAUGGGAGACUGGAGAAAUCCAUUGGAAGCAUCUGGACGAAGAUGAGUACGAGAAACUUCGUCAAGAACGUUGUGAGAAGGUCAGCAGUGGCGAGGUCAUCAAAAAACGCUGCCAGACUUGCUCUGAUAAAGAAAAGAAGCGCGAGCAGCCUUCAGACCAUUCCAGUCACCGCAGGAAGACAUAUAAGAGCGCUCAAACUGUCAUAAGCGAUGAUGAGUCAGACAUCCCUAACAAUACAGCUUCCCAUGAGCAUACACCUGCUGGCAGCAUAUCAACAAUGCCUGAGCCCACUCCUCCCGCUGUCCCAAGUCUGGUCAUCCCCAAACUCGCAUCAUCCACUCCUCCCACUGUCCCAAGUCUGGUCAUCCCUGAGCUCGCAUCAUCCACUCCUCCCGCUGUCCCAAUCUGGUCAUCCCCAAACUCGCGUCAUCCACUCCUCCCACUGUCCCAAAUCUGGUCAUCCCCGAGCUCACAUCAUCCACUCCUCCCGCUGUCCCAAGUCUGGUCGUCCCCAAGCUCACAUCAUCCACUCCUCCCACUGUCCCAAGUCUGGUCAUCCCCGAGCUCACGUCAACAGCCGGUCUUGGAUCAUUCUUCAAUGGUGAUAUGUUUGGCAUGGACUUCUUGCCUGCAGGUCGCGGCACUGGUACAUCUGUUGACAUGA
Suillus fuscotomentosus is the source of this 1539-nucleotide messenger RNA. RefSeq lists its product as uncharacterized. Lineage: Eukaryota; Fungi; Basidiomycota; Agaricomycetes; Boletales; Suillaceae. Bases 1 to 1539 code for a protein of 512 amino acids. The transcript is spliced from 6 exons. The record is from RefSeq and is a predicted model, not a curated record.